CUCUCUCUCUGGUAUAUAAAUAAGCACCCGGGUUUGGUCAUAUACAUUCACAGAUAAACAAUCUCGAGAGAAAGAAGAAGGCGAUCGAGAUGACAAAGGUUCACCCAAACAACGCUUGCACGAGCUUUGAUGAAAGAGCAUCCGUUUUGACAGUGUGGAAGAAGUCGCUGCUCUUCAAUUGCGAGGGCUUCACAGUCUAUGACGGCAAAGGAAACCUCGUCUUCAGGGUCGACAACUACAUGAACGGACACAAGCAUAAGAUUGUCCUCAUGAACGCCUCCGGCGAACCCCUCCUCACCAUCCGCCGCAAGAAGUUAAGCCUGCUGGGAGAUUGCUGGUUGGUAUACGACGGAGAAACAGAGAGAGACCCAAGAUUUUGUGCGAGAAAGCACGUCAGCAUCAUGCCCAAGAACAGCAAGAGCUUGGCGUACGUGAUGAGCACAAAGAAGACGACGUUGUACGAGAUAGAGGGGUCAUACAGCCAAAGAAGCUGCAGAAUAUUGGAUGAAAAGAGGAAGAGGAAGGCCGGGGAGAUGAAGAGGAAAGAAAGGGUUGGAGGAGUGGGGUUUGGACCUGACGUAUUUACGCUGGUAGUAGAGCCCGACAUGGAUACUAGCGUCGCCAUGGCACUCGUCAUCCUCCUCGACCAGAUGUUUGGGUCCCAUUAAUUCUUUACACAACAAUACCUGACCCUUUUUGUAAAUAAGUUGCUACAUGUAAGGUGCCUUUAUAUAUAUAUAUAUAUAUAUAUGAACAUGUUAUACA
This is a messenger RNA of Tarenaya hassleriana, 765 nucleotides long. Its product is annotated as protein LURP-one-related 8. The transcript is spliced from 2 exons. NCBI's taxonomy places the organism in Eukaryota, Viridiplantae, Streptophyta, Magnoliopsida, Brassicales, Cleomaceae. Bases 90 to 668 code for a protein of 192 amino acids. The record is from RefSeq and is a predicted model, not a curated record.